CAUUAAUCACUGUGACCAGAAUUUCGAAAAAAUUCCACAUUCUCUUUGCUACUACUAUAUAUAUCGUGGUGUAUGAAGAAAUUACUCAAAAUUCUUUAAUACUUUAGAGAUAAAAUUAGUCUUCAAGCAUGACAGAUUUCUUAGUGAUUUUGAGGUUAUAUGUUGUGCUUCAUAUGCUACUUCAUGCUCAUGCAUGUUGGGAAGAAGAAAAAAUUACUCUUUUGAAACUCAAAGAUGCAUUCAACUACCCAAAUGGGACUGCUCUUUCUUCUUGGGGUGGGGAAGAAAGAGAUUGUUGUAUGUGGGAAAGGGUUGGUUGCAUGAAUUGACGAAGCAUGUGAUAAAACUUUCACUCAAUGACACAAGACCAACAAUGGGGGCAAUGGGGGCCACCAACAACGGUUUCUUCCUGGAAUCCUCUUUAUUUAAUCCCUUUGAGGAGCUGCAUGAGUUACGAUUGGAUGAUAACUCCAUUGAAGGCUUUUAUGGAGUGCUGAGGUUAAAAAAAUUACAAAUGUUGGAUCUGAGUUGGAAUAGGCUCACAGAAAUUCCAUCCUUCCGUGGCAUGGUGUCUUUGAGGUUUUUGUACCUCGGAGACAAUCAUAUGAAAAAUUUGUCCACAUUUCAAGGUAAUGAAGCCUUCUCCCCGGGGAAAAUUGAUAGAGCCUUCGCCAGAGUUAAUGACUUGUUUGUUCACAGAGUUGACAACUUUGAGGGGCCUGGAGAUGCUUGACUUGAGUUAUAAUGAGAUUGUUGGUGAGAUGCCUCCAUCUCUUGGGGCCAUGACAUCUUUAAAGAUCUUAUCAUUUAGUGGCAAUGGAUUAAAUGGCUCUUUCCCGGAGGAAGGUUUAUGUAAUUUGAAAAACCUCCAAGAGUUGGAUAUUAGCCGAAACAGCUUCAAAGGAUCUAUUCCUCCAUGUAUCAGCAAUUUAACAUCCCUCCGUCUCCUCGAUCUUUCUAACAAUAACCUUUCGGGAACCAUUCCUUCUGAUCUCCUCAGGCUCACGUCCCUCGAAUACUUUUCCCUUUCUCUGAACCAUUUUGAAGGGUCCAUCUCAUUGAGUUUAUUUGCUAACAACUCCAAUCUUGAGGUUCUUAAACUUGGUAGCCUUAACAACGAGUUGCAUGUAGACACAGAAAAUACACCAUGGAAACCUCUAUUUCAGCUAAAAGUCCUACGACUAUCAAACUGCUAUCUCAAUGAUCCAAGUAGAUCUCUUCCGAGCUUUCUUUUGACUCAGCAUGAUUUAAGAGUUGUUGACCUCAGUUGCAAUUCCAUGGUUGGAAAGCUUCCCACUUGGUUACUGAAAAACAAUGCAAGAUUGGAGUUCCUUAGUCUUGCACAGAACUCAUUCACGGGUCUAUUUGUGUUACCUGUUGAUUCUAAAGAUCUUGAUUUGUUUUGGCUUGAUGUGUCUAAGAAUGAUAUUCAAGGCCUCCUUCAUGCGUCUAUUGGCCAUAUAUUCCCAAAUUUGCAGUAUUUGAACAUGUCUGGAAACUCGUUUCAAGGUAAUAUUCCUCAUUCAAUCGGCAACAUGAAUAUGUUGCGUUCAUUGGAUCUGUCGAGCAACAACUUCACAGGAGAAUUACCAAACAUUUGGUUAUGGGCUGUAAGGAAUUGACUAUGCUGAAGCUUUCACAGAAUAAGCUGCAGGGCCAGUUAUUUCCCAAAAAAUGGAACCUCACAUCGCUCUUGUUUUUGUAUCUAGAUAAUAAUUUCUUUUCA
Messenger RNA from Lycium barbarum (goji berry), 1726 nucleotides. Its product is annotated as receptor-like protein 15. Gene Ontology annotation, molecular function: protein binding. The record is from RefSeq and is a predicted model, not a curated record. The transcript is spliced from 3 exons. The coding region runs from base 633 to 1622 and encodes 329 amino acids. NCBI's taxonomy places the organism in Eukaryota, Viridiplantae, Streptophyta, Magnoliopsida, Solanales, Solanaceae.